GCGCAGACAGCUAUAACUACCCUAAUCAACACUUGAAGUCUAACUGGACCUCAAAAGCAUCGGCGUUUCAAGGUAGGCAUUUACAGCCUAUAUUUUGUAGGGCUUUUAACAGCGCAUAAAGCGAGCUGGUAUAGAUAUUCACAAGUCGUUGCAAUGGAAAAAGCAUGUAUAAGGGCAUCAUUGUUAUGCUGUGCUCAUGUUAUGAGGCACAGAUUUUUUUAUGCUGCGCUGUUAAUAGGGGGUAGAUAUACAUAUGGGCCAUGGCUUAUCGCAUCUAUAUUCGAGAACUAAGAUAUCUUGUAACAGUAUAUAUCUCUACAUUUUCCAACAUUUGUCAUAUAUUUUAGCAAGAAGGUAAAGGUACAGUAUGUUAGUUUCGCACAGCCAGUGAAAUCCAAAACGUGUUUUUAACAGUAAUCAGCAUGAGAUUUUUGAAAACAAUUAUGCCUAUUUAUAGCCAUUAUUGAAUUGGUCGUUGAAGUAUCGAAUAGAACUGAUCCUGCUCGCAUGAAAACAUUAGAAUAAGAACAUUUUAAUCAACCUAGAGGCAGGAUUUUUUUCAGGAUUUUCUCUUGGGUCCGUUUUUGCCGAGAAGAUUGAGUUUAGCUGAACAGUUGGGGUGGUUGCACCCCCUCCCCCCUUCAAUAAAUGUAGUUGAGACGCAAUGUGUUAAAGCAGGGGCACUAAGGGACACUAUAUACUGGUUAAACAUGGCGAAUGCGUAGUUUUUCUUGUGUUGUGAGAUGAAUUCCAGCCAUUAUUUUCCUUAAUUUUCGGGUUUCCAACUGAAAACUAAUUUUCACACGUCACGAAUUUAACUCAAACAACUUCAUUUUUACUGCACCGAAUCUUUUGUGAGAAGAUUGAGUUUCAAAAUUCAAUUCAAGAUUGAGUUUUUGGGGCCGUUUUACGGCCCUAAAAAAUCCCUGAAGAAAACCCUGAGAGGCACAGAAGAUUUUUGAAUUUCAACUACAGAUUUCAGCUGAUAAACAUCAGCUAUAGAUUAGCCGGACCCAAGCGUUCAAUAUCAAGAUUAGAAUAUUAAUAUUAAAGCUAAUUUAUAUUCUAUAAUCAGAGCAGUUCAACUUUACCCCCUCUUGAAGCUUCUAGUCAUGUGCGUUGCACAUGCAAGGACUGAUUAAGCUGCAUGCUGACGUAAAAACGCACAAGUUGUAACAAACCUGCAGCAGACUUGUAGCAAUGCUGUUCCAGCAACUUGUCAACAGGAUGUGUUCGCACUGCUUGUUCCCAGCUUGUUGCCAACUUGCUACAAGGUUGUUGAACUCAACAGACUUGUUACAAGUCGUUGCAACGACUUGUUAUCGUCCUGCAAUUCAACAAUUUGUCAACAAGUCGUGAGUUACAACCUUGUAUAAAAUAACAACAUUGUUACAACUUGUUAUGUCACAAACAAAAAAGGAAAAUUGCAAGCCUCUUCCAUAAUGAGCCUCUCAAACCAAAUAAUGCUCGUAGACAGUGCACCUGCUGAAAUUGAUCAAUAUUCCGAUGUUUCUCGAUACCGAUAUUGUGUCUUCUUGCUCUAGCCAUAAAAACGCGUAAAAAAUCGGUGGCAUAGGUUGGAUUCUCGCUACAGACUCGUGCGAAAAGAGUCAGUCAACGCUCUGCCGAAAGUCGUGGGUUUUCUCCGGGUGUUCCGAUUUCUUCCCACAGGGAAAGUUGACAGGGUGGGUUAGGAUAAACACAGUUAAGAAAGGAAUAUCACAAUUGUUGUAAAGAUAAAAUAGUCUAGGCUAAGUAUGGAAUUAGGCAAGCGUAAUAUGUAAAGCGCAUUUGCUGUCACGGCAAUUAGUGUAGGUAAUCGCAUGGGCCGAGUAAAAUUAUUAAAGUUUAAUUUCACGCGUGUUUUCAAAGUUUCACAAUUGGGACAAUUUGCGAAACUUCGUUACUUUGAAAACACAAGAGAAAUUAAAACUUAAUUUUCCGAGGAACUAUGCGAUUACUUGUUAAUCAUAGAGGGCAAAAUUUAUUCGUAAGUUAAUUGUGAACUUAUCAAGUUCUUGAAACUCGUAUGUCUCCAUGUCUUCGCCGCGAUGUUUCUUAAUGCUGCCCUUUUCUUAAAUACUCCAACCAAUAAAUUUGUACUUUUUCUAGUGUUCAAGCUCUCACUAGAAGUUUUUUAAUUAUUCAAUAACAUCAUUAUCCGCGACGGCAAAGCGAGAAGCCAUUGUUUUUGUUGCUAUUUAAAACAAGAAACUUCCCGUGCUUGCAUCUCAGCCAAUCAGGUACAAGUAAUUUUGCCCUGAAUUAAGAAAAAAUGCCCUCCUCAUUAACCAAUCAUAUUUGAGUAAUUUUGCCCUCUAUAUGAUCAAAAUAGAAAUUCGUGUUCAUCAACCGUAUCCAACAGAUGACGCGACAGGUGCAUGUCUAUAAAAUCUUCAUUAUGUAACGCGUAACAGACGAACAAUCGAGUAGUAGAUUUAGGACACUAUCCUAGAGAGAUAACCAGUUGUUAUGUGAAUCAUUCUGACAGCAUGAAUGGAUGACCUCUCUUGGCCUUUACAUAUUCAUGCGAACGAUAUGAAUGUGUUUUGCUCGCAAAGUUAACAUAUACAAGUUGAAUAGCGCGCUACGGGAGAAGGCUUAGCACAACCGGGGGGCUUUGGAUGGAUGACGGCUAGCUGAAUAACAGUGUCAUAGAGCUGUACCAAUAUUUUAUUUUAAUCUUGAAAGCAUUGGUAGGCUAAGAUCAAACUGUAUAUUGCAUUACAUUUAAGGCAAAUAUAAGCUUUAAAGAACUACGAUUUCAACUGCAAGCCAUAACAGGUGGUCAUAUAUAUUGGCAAUUUCAAAGAGAACAUAUUUUAUUGGUGAAAUGAAUGAUAGCUCUAAAAGUGUAUGUACCAUGUCGUAAAUGUUAAGCCGGACUCAAACAGUGUCUUGACAUCGUGAGAUUAACCGAUAUUUUGAGAUUUGAAAAUAUGGGACUGGAACACAGAUUAAGUAUAAACCAGAUGUGUAACUUCGUAGGACUUCGUGUCCUCAAAUUUCCCUAGGCUGUCUCGUCAUGACAUUUGCUAGGAAGAUGGCGGCGUAACAUUAGUAUUAUCAAAUGACGAAUUAUCACGGGAGCACACUUGCUAGGAUUAGGAAGAUGGCGAUCGUAGGACAACUUUUUUACUGAAGUUACACAUCUGUUAAUACUUAAUCUGUGACUGGGAGCAGGCAACUGGUCAGCAUUAGACGCGCGACAUGAUCUUCGCUGCUGUAACAACAACCCUAGGGCCUAACUUCCAUGCAAACUGGAAAUUUAAAAAAUAUCGAUAACCAUCGCUAGAACUAAGACGUAAGUUUUAAAUUACCAUAAUUAUGAUAAUAGCGUGUAAUACAUACUAAUUUUAUCUCAUUUUGAAUAUUCGUAUAUAGUUUUUGAAUAUUUUGCAUGCACUAGUUUUCAAAUAAAAUGCGCUUUACAAUACAUUAUACAAAAUAUUAUGUUGAACAGCGCGCUACUGUAUGAAUAAACGUUCUUAUUAUUCCCCAGCCCCUUUUUCUAACAUCUAUUUUCUUGCUUGGGAGAAAAUAUUAAAACAAGAAAGCGGAACAACACGAGCCAACGUUUCACAACAAUUUUUCACGGCAUGUACACAAGGAAAAUCUUGCGGUUAGCAGUUCACUUUGUGAUUAGUUAUUUAGUCUAAUUUAGAGGAAUACACGUCACUUUUUGACAUGACCAAGCAUUAAUAAACAAUCGUUCUCCCGUGAUACCCGAGUCGAAACGGAAAACAUGAAAUGUUUGUAGGAGCUUCGGCAUUUUGAAUACAAUACGUGAGAACAGCUUAAGACCUCACUGCUAUAGUCUAUAUAGAGGAGUAUGUUUGAGUGAUGUUUGAAACAAUUCUGAAGGAGGCGACACGACAUCAAAGAAGGUAAAACAUCAAAGUAGUACACGCACGUAUUAUGCUUCAGCCGAUGUCUCAAUGGCCGAUGCACAUUCUCAUAACAAGGUCUCGUGUUAUCAGUUGGAAUUAUUGACUCCAUUGAAGAACAACAAAACCGCCAUACAUCUGCCGUCCACAAGUCAAUAUGCCAAUGCUAUCAUCUUCUAUAGUUUUUGUCCAUUUCAACGUAACACCAUUGUGCGGCUCUGUUCCAAUAUAUAAUACUGAUCGAGGCAGGACUACCGAUUCGGAAGGCAUGGGCCGCAUGGCCAACCAUUUGAGACGCCUUUUGCGGAGAAUACAAUCUCUCUCCACAACUUGCGGUUAAAAACUCAAAACAAACUUUUGCCCAAUCUCUAAAUCCCUUGGUUGUCUUCUCAUUACAACCCACUUCUCGCUUCAAUAAUAAGCAAAAAAAAAUAGUGCGUUCUUCCGGUGUACAAAACUGUCGAAGUUUUGGAAGCCCCAGAGUUUCCAGGUUUAAAAAAACGCCUUAAAAAACUUAAAUAUAAAUUUAUCCGACCAUAUAAACAUGCUGGACACUAGUCUUGUAAACAGAGCCGUAGACUAAUCGUCUGCAUGUGUUUUUUUCAUUAUAUUUUACAAAUUCCGUCGUAUCCAUUUCAGGUUCUGCUGAGGAUCGAAGCAUAACGUUAUCGCAAACAUGGUUGAACUAGUGAGGCUCGUCGAACUCAUAGCAGUCGGGGUGAUAUUCUUUUUCGGUGUCAUAUGUAACUGUGUAGUUAUCCGCAGUAUCAGUUUGGCACGAAGCAUGCGAGGCGCGGUCCCUUACAACAUCAAGAAUGAAUGUGUGAAUCUGCUCGUAAUGAACCUAGCUAUAACAGAUCUGCUCAUAUUGCUUGUGAGUAUACCCAUGGAUAUUGUCCCUGAGCACAUUUCGUGGCCGUACGGGACAUUUGUGUGCAAGUUCAUAUCGCCAAUACAAGACAUUGGUUUGACUGCCUCGACGAUGACCUUCAGCGCUAUUGCCGUAGAGCGUUAUUUGGUUUCCAAAGGAGUUGUUCAUCAGGGCGCUCGCAACGCGAAAUUGGUAAGAGUCAAGCCCGGAUCAAACGCGAGGAUGAGUGUGCAUGAGAGUUGACAGUCACGCGAUCUUGGUUAGCUGUUCUUAAUGCUUUCCCAACACUAUCAUGUAUUCUAUUUAAGUUAAAACAUAGUUGGGAAACUCAUCAAAACUUUACUUUGUUAAUCUAGAGCUUGAAAUGUCCUCUGUGGCAAUACGCGACUGUCAACUCUCAUUAAUCUCAUUCUCCUUUGAUCCGAUCAACGAACUUUAUUUAUAUUGGGCUAGCUGAUACAAUAUAUAGUGGGUUUCAAGCAAUCCGGAAAUAAUCACAUUCUAAUAAGAAUCUUUUGUUUAAAUGCCCUCCAUGUGCAGUGAACUGUAGACUGAUGAAAGCCACCUAUAGCAAAAGCAAUUAAGGCCAUAUAUAUUCACGGGGUGUAGAAUAUAUUCAGGAAGGCACAAUUGUUACUUGCGGCGUCCCCCUUGGGGGGGGGGGGGGAUGACCCCAAAAGAGGAAAGGCUUCAAAAGCUAAGUACUCAGUCUUUGAGCCUCUUUUAUCGUCCCCUAGAUUGCCAGGGAAGAAAUUCGCCCUUCCCAAAUGGAAGCAAAUAUACAUUCAUAUCUACAUAAUUAUGUUUUAGAUAAUCGCUGGGAUCUGGCUCGUAUCCUGGCUAACCAUGGGACUUCCUAUGGCAAUAUACAAACAACUCAUCAUGGACGAAACCAGAGUAGAAUGUGACGUCAUCUGGCCGAAUAAAUAUGUCGCAGACUUUUUCUUGUUUUACAUGAUAGCAUUGGUUGGCGCAUGCGCAAUCACGGGCGCUUUGGCGUACUGUGGAAUCAGGCGAAGUCUCGCAAAGGUACGGCAAAUUUAUAACAAGGAGAGAUCGCGCGAGAAUGUCGAUCAAGUAAGCGAUGACGCAUUGGCCGAACAAGUGCUCAAGAUCUCAAAUCUUAUCUGCGUGCUCAUUUCCGUGUUCGUGAUUUGCGUGUUUCCGUUCCCGUUGUUCGUGGUGCUAAUAGAGACAGACGUGCUCGCGAACUUUCGCUACAACUAUGUGAUAUACCUGGCCACAUCUUGUCUUCUGUAUGGAAACUGUCUGGCGAACCCGCUUAUAUUGAUGUUCAUGAGCAGGGACGCGCGGACUGCGUUAAUUGAAAAGAGAUCCAGCACGCGACGGAUUGAAGCCACGGAACAUAUCAGAUUGGAGGAUGCCUAAGGAUGCCCUUCACUGAAGUCAAAUGUCUGAUUUUCUGUCUGAGUUGUGGAUGAAGUUGUAAUAAGAGUGUAGUUGUAAUACAUUGAUUGUUCAAAAGCUUAACCCUGGGUUGACGUGAAAUCCAAGGUUUCUCAGCAGCUUGCUUGUCCUAAUCAUCAGAAGUUUAAUUUUCUCAACUUUUGAAAGAAACAGUAAAAUAGGUGUAACGUCUGGUUCAUAUAUAUACCUGCGGUAUGUCGGCGGGCUAAUGUCGUCAGCAGUUUUCACAAAAGAAUUCACAAAAGAAUGUAUGCAUCAACAGCUGCAAACAAUGAUAGCACAGGCAUAUGUGAACCAGGUUUAAACGGUUUUAAGUAAGGGCAUUAUUAUCAUACGUAGCUAUUGUAAUUCCAAGUUGCGAUACUUGGUGUUAGCGGCACCUUAAACUCACCAGUACCACCAAGCUUAUAGUUUAGUAGUUUAAUAAAUAUGCCUUACGAUUCAAUACAUUAUGAUAAAAUCAUAAAUUACAUUCACAUAAUUAUACACUAUAAUAAAAUCAUAUACAUUGAUAGAAAAUAAUUCCACUCAAUCCAAUUCGUAUUUUAGACUUAUACAAGACUUUAAAAUUAAAGUCUUAUUCUCAUUCUUUAAAAUUAACGAGAAAUCUAGAAGGCUACAUCUACUACUUUCCAUGUAUAUCUAAUUAAUAGACUACACUAUCAUGUGAAUAAAAUAAUCGAACUACUCACGAAUUUCUAAUUGAUGAGAACGCUUACAUGACAUUAAUGAGACGCUAAUGAGACACUAUGAUUUACAAUUAUAUAUUUGUAUCUGAAUCUAGACUGUUCGUGUGCAUGGCUUUAAAAUAGUGUCUAUUUGCAAGGAUUGUAAGUUGUUCUUUCACAAAAUUGGUAGGUUAAUGACCUAAUAAUGACAUUUGUGUCUUUUCAUCGCUAGUAUACGUCUAGGUGAUUUAGAUCGAACUGGAAAAAAUUGUUGUCAGCGUUAUAAAAUGUUUAUUUGUCUUUAAUAUAGAAAGAAAUAUAAAAUAAUGGAAAGUAUAGACACUGCCUGAAUUUGCUCGAGUGCAUAGUACGAAACAAUAGCUUGAAAUCAAGCCAGACAAUCGAGUAGUCCAUUGUAAAUAUAUAAAAGUUAGUUUUUAUUGUCAGUCAACAAAUUCAGGAAGUGUCUAUUGGCGACCAUUUUUUGAACAUUAUCACUGCCUUCCUGGAACAGGAAUGCAAGUUGGUUAGUUAGGGACUGGUCAUAAAGUAACUGCUAGGGUGGGCUGGAGGUAAAUCACAAAUUUUGCCAAUAAGUUUGGUGACCCAUCUUAGGAUAUAGAUAAAAAUUUCAAAGCCCAUCUAAUCUUACAAAAAAAUUUUAUGACCCACCCAAUUUAAAUUGGGAAAAUACACUUUUAUAAUAAAAAAAACUUGCAGGUAUAUGAACAUUGUAAAUAUACACCGGCACAUUGUAUUGACAUACAUAAUUCCACCAAGCUUGACCAACACAUUCAUCACCAAUUACGAUACUGAGCUGCUCUCCAGUUGGUUGUAUUUGCUGUGAUUCGACGUCGCACUUCUUCUUGUUGUAUAAUUAAAGUACUGGCUUCAAUAGUAUCAUUUGCAUUUGAUAAUGUGGAUAGUUUUGUUUACUUUUAUUAUUAAUCUCUUUAUUUUCUGAAGUAGACACCGUGCAUGGGUUUUUGUUUGGUGGCCCAACCGUGGACAUACAAAAAAAUUGGCGGCCCAUCGAAACUGCCCAAAGAUUUUCCAUGGCCCAUCCCAAAUCACUCCAGCCCACGGCCUAGCAGUUACUUUAUGACCGGUCCCUUAUUGAGAUCAUUGGGUCAUCACUACAAACAUGUGAGCCAUAAUGAAAGCAUAUUUAUCAGUAGCAUCACCACCCACGAAGCUAUUCGACCGCUGCAUCUAUUAUAAGUACAUUUCAUUUUAAUAUCUCGUAAUUUAGGACAGGUCUCCUUCCUGGGCUGUGUGUGAUCAAUAUGUUUACAAGUGCCAUUCACAAUCCGAUAAGCACCUGCGUCAAACACUUGGUUGCUAAUGCGACAAUUGAAGUUGUAAAAAAAUGACUGACGGUAGCGUGUCCAGUUCUCGAUCACGAGAAGAUAUAGGUUGGUCUUCGGUAAAGACGUGAAAAAGUAGUUGCCACUUGUACAUGGCCCAGACGAAUUUCCAGUAAAAACUUGCUCGUCUAAAAAUAAGGUCUUUCUU
This is a messenger RNA of Paramuricea clavata, 8369 nucleotides long. The record is from the annotation of a GenBank genome assembly. Lineage: Eukaryota; Metazoa; Cnidaria; Anthozoa; Malacalcyonacea; Plexauridae.